GCCGCUCGCACACAGUUUCUCCGCCGCGGCGCUCCGACUCAGUGACUUCCCGCUUUUCAGGAUCUGUAAAGUCAGCGUGCUCAGCGCUACACCGGUCCGUGAUUCAGCGCCUUCCCUGUUGAGUGUUUGCGGCUCUCUCUCUUAUUUGUUUCUUGUUUCGUCGUUUGGAGACGACGCGGAGAGCACUGGGAACAGCUUACACUCACACUAGCUGCCCUACGUGCGUGUGUGUGUGUGUGCGCGCGCACGGAUUUGACAUGCUUUAAUUUGCAACUUUCCUUCUCUCACGGCGUGAGAAUAAAAUCGUUUCGUCGUGCGCAGAACAGUUUGUCGGUGCAAAAUAAAAACGAGGACGUGUAACGGAUUGUAAAAGGGACAACUUUAAUUUGUUGAUUUGUCUGGAUUUCGUGUUUCUUGUCGCUCCUGUAAGUGUUCACAGAAGGGAUGCGCUUCCACUCCGUCCGGACUACAGACUGAGAGCCGGCACGCGCAGUCGCUGCAGCGGCGCUUUAACAACCUCGGCAUUGGUACAACUCUCCUCUGGUGCUGUCACUCUUACGGAAGAGUUUAUGCACCGACCUGUGGAAGUCUUCACUAAGGAAGAGGUUGUUCAUAUACCCCGGUAACCGCGUGCCCGGAUCAGGACUGAGCUGCGCGCGAGGAGGCUGGAGAUGGCUCCGGUUGGGAUGCUGCUGAUCGGGGCAGUGUUAGGCUGGGUGUCCGUGUUGGCUGAAGAACCCGCGGCGAAAACCGUAGCUGACCGAUACGCCGUCUACUGGAACCGCACGAAUCCCCGAUUUUAUCGAUCUGACUACCACCUUGACGUGUGCAUCAAUGACUACCUGGACGUCUACUGUCCCCACUACAUGGACUCUGUGCCAGCAGAGAGGACAGAGCGUUACAUGCUGUACAUGGUGAACUACGACGGCUAUAGCUCCUGUGACCACACAGCAACGGGCUUCAAACGCUGGGAGUGCAAUCGGCCCUACUCUCCCAAUGGGCCUCUUAAGUUCUCAGAAAAGUUUCAGCUCUUCACACCAUUCUCGCUGGGCUUCGAGUUCCGACCGGGCAGAGAAUACUACUACAUAUCCUCUACAGUCGCUGAGAAUGGAAAAAAGACCUGUCUGAAGCUGAAAGUUUUCGUCAGACCUGCGAACAACUGCGUGAAAACCGUCACUGUUCAUGACCGGGUCUUCGACGUCAAUGACAGUAACUCAAUAGAGCCCAGAGACGACACAAGCCAUGAAUCAGCCGAGCCAUCCCGAGGAGAUGUCAAUUCUGCUGGACGUGUACAUAUGGCUGGUCUCCCGCUAGCCUCAGCCCUGAUCAUCCUCAUCUCUCAAAAAUCAUUAUAGCAGCCUCUGUGUGUGUGUGAGGGUACAGUAACAGGUCAUAAUCUCAAUGCAGAGGAGGACUCUUAAAAGAGCACUUUUUUUUUUUGGAAGAAAAAAAAGUAGACAUCUGAGGUCCUCAUUAUCUCCACUGUUCCUCUAAUGAGAAGACGCCAGAACUCAGAUGAUAAGAGUGGGAUCUUCUCAUCCGGGAUGCAUUACAGGAUGGAUUUUGGUGGAUAUCGGUACACUAGCCAGAUAAAUGUAUAUGCAUACACACUUUCUUUCAUUAAGCAAUGGCUUACCUUUAAAUGGAAGGUGGAAAAGACAUAUAUAUUUUAUUUUAUUUUAUUUGGACUUUUUUUCUGUAAAAGGAAUAACAGACUCCCAUCAGCAUGAGCCAGGUGUCAGAUAUCUGGAACCAUGGGAACAUUUUAAACACAACUGUGUACAGGACUGACACAGAACUGGUUUCAGAGUGUACCUUCUAUCGCGUCUUUACCUGGGGACUUUAUUGUUGUUUUUAAGGAGUUUUCUUAUAUAAAAAAAGAAAUAAGCACUCAUCUGUUUUGUACAUUGUGUACAGUUUAAAAAGCGGAAUACAAACUGUAUUCUUGAAAUGAAUAAGUGCUCAAGUGUAGUAGCAACAGUGGUAUUUUGUUAUAGAGUUUGCAGCCUCGCUGAUCAAUUCUGUAAGUGAAUAUAUUUGUUUGUUUAACAAAAAAAGCAUUUUCCCAUAUUUAUUACUCAUUCUUUCACACCCUGCCACUGCACCUAUAAGUGCGUAUUCAUCCUGGAUUCACACUAACAGUCCACAGGCCUGUGGUGUGAAUGUGGGCACGCUCUGUCCAGCUUUAAAAAAAAAAAAAAAAAAGAAACAAGGUAAUAAAACACUUGGGUGCAUUAUGUUAUAAGAAAAUAAUCAACGAAAGGGGUGGAGUGAUGCGGCCCAACACAAAGAAUGUACUUCUUAUAGCCCAGAUUUGAUCAUUUUCCUGUAACAGCAUGUGUUUUAAUCAUCUUACACCAUAGUGAUUUUACAACUACACUACAUUACAGCAAAACACUUUUUACUGUUAUCCAUUUAUUCUUGUGGAACAGCUGCAAAAUUAUUUCCAGUUAUCAGUUAAGUUACAGCAGUCUUUCUCUCUACAGCCUCUCCUUUUUAUCUUUCUUGAAGUUGAUAUAAUUUACAAAAAAAAUGCAGCUUGUCAUGUUACUAAGAAACCACAAAGCAUAAAGACAUUCUUGUGUCAAAAAAAGGUCAAGAUACAGCUUUAUAUUUGACUCCUACAAAUGAUUGGAGACUCCAUUCCAUAAAUGCUAAAUAAACAUCCCUUACAGAAAACAUCACCACAUCAGCGAUUACACGUUUUUUCUUUCUUUUUGUCUUUUUUUGUUGCUUUUUUUUGUCUGAUUAUGUGGCCUGCCAGUUCCUGUGAAUAACCUGUUACAGUAGAAAGGAUAACAUUUUUAAAACAAGUGCAUUCAAAUAAAUGUGUGACUACUGUCAGUGUAUUAAACUGUCUGCUGUAUAGAAGACUAAAUCACCACCUCUGAACAGUCAGGACUACGAAUUCAACAGCACUAUGGUCUAAGCACAUAAAUGUUGUUUAAACUGUGGUACAUUUUUGUCCAGUGCUGUUGAAGAGGAAGGAAGUGAAAUUGUCAGUGUAAAGCGAUAGAUGAAACUUUGGUCGACCCUGUUACAUAACUGACCCAAGAACUUUACUGAAAAAAAAAAAAUCACUUGCAGUACAUAUGUGAUAACACCAUAUUCAGUAUACGGUGCGUUAUUUUUGGACAUUUGCCAUUCUCAAGUCAUGUUUUAAACCAUAGCUAAGUCACAUAUCACUCAGCACAUAUGAAAUUGCUUAGUGUCGUAAUGAUGUGUCUUGGCUGGUAAUAAUGGCAUUAUGCAAUAAUGUACUGUGCUGUUUGUACAGAAAAAGUUGUAGAGCGUCAUUUUCAAGACAGGAUUCAAUUUGUUGCUGAUUUACAUAAUUUUAAUUUAGUUUCUUUCAAUCUCUGGGAUCACAGCUUUAUUUUGUCAACUUGCACAAAAAAUAAAGUUUGCUUGUGGCUUUUUUUUUAGCUUGCUAGUGUGAGCACAAGGUAAUGAGGUACAAAAAUAAUAAUAAUAAAAAAAAAUCUUGGAAUUGUAACCAAAAAUAAGUUAGACGUAGAGACAAGCUAAGAUAUUGACAUCUCUUUCAACUAGUUUAUAGUCCAUGUCCAUGUUUAUGGCAAGUGCCACAAUUUAAAAAACUUAUUGGCAUCUUAAAGCCUGUAAUGGAGGUACAGUAUCAUGAAAAUUUCAAUAUCAAAGGCCUUUUGUAAAUGGGAAAAAAAGGAACACAAUGCCCAGCAGCGCACAGUUAAAAGCAAAAUGGAAAUAUAUCAAUUUUAUCUUAAGGAUAUAAAUAUUUUGUUCAACACCUCGAAGUUCCGCUUUCAGCUUCCUAAGAUGUAAACAUGAUACGGCAUGGUGAGGUGAUGCUGACAGAGCAGUGCGCCGAAGCCGUCCGCGGUGGCAGCUGCAGGCCUGACGUGAUUUAAUAGACUGUUUGAUGUUGUCCAGGGGACAGGAAUGUGGGCCACAUACUGCGGCCUCAUGUGGGUCAUUUCUGGAAUUAAAAAUCGACUGGUGUGUCAGACCAUACUGGUGUUCAGUUUAGUGGUAGGCUAGCAUUACUGACAUGAACUCAGACAAGUAGGGGGAGCGGAAGAGAAUGCUUUGCUGUAAUCAAUAGUAAUGGAUUCACAGAUUGAAUGUAACAGUAAAUAAUUUGCAUCAGUAUCUGUGCUGGUAAUGAUUUUUAGCAAAACAGUUAUAGUAUAAGUGACAAAAGAGUCAUCUAGCUUUAAAACCAAUCAUGGUGGAAACAGUGCAUUUGUUAAUUGUAUAGAAAAAACAUGAACAUAAAACAUUAAAGUAUCCAAUUUAAACCUUCCUGCAAAUCAUCCAAGGCACAUUUGUGUGUUCACUUUAUGAUUUUAAAGCUAUGAGGCUAAUCAAGCUAAACAACAAGUAGAUACAUCUUAAUGCUUAUAAUUUUUUCCUUGUCUCAGGCUCCAGGUGCAUUUGGCAAUUUGCAGUUUACACAAAAAGUCAGAACCAGUGGACUGGAAUUUUGAUGCAACUUUUUACAGAGAAAUUCCCAGUCAUUAAAUCAUGUUGUUAAUUAAUCACAGUCAUUUCAGCUUCAAUAGAGCACCUGUUUUUAGCAAGGCAUCCUUAUGUCCAAUUUUAUGUUAAGAUAGAGUAACAAAAAAAACUAAAACUUGAUCUUUUAAAGCAAGAAAAAAUGUAACUUAAUUUUUUCAUUUCAUUAAGGGAUUUGUUGAUUGAAGAUUUAUGCAGUGUGCUUCUGUAACAAAAAUGUUUUUUUUUUUUUUACAUAGGAGCAUACGAAUCCUGAUUUUAUGGAUACUGUGUAUCCGUAGGUUUGUGAUAUAUGAUAUAUAAUAUACAGUGAUAAUACGAGAGAGAAUUAACAUACAAAAAAAGAGAGAUUUAAUUGCAGUGUUCAUGGUCAAUUUUUUUUGUAUGUGACGCUAAUGAUUUUCCAGUGCAUGAUUUUUAGUGUUGUGCUGGAACUCAGUUUAACAAAAAAAAAAGUAACAUAAGCAGGUGUAUGUACUUUCAUGCAGUCAGAUAUGAAUCUUGUAGAAUAAAGGACAAAGAUGCUAUUAUUAAUAUGAGAGCAUAUACUGCAGGGUGACUGAGUGAUCGGCGAUCCUGGUUAUUAUGGUCAUGAUGGUUUGAAGGUACAAUUUAGUGUUUUCCUUGAUCUAACACACUCACUUCAAAUCAGGGGCUAAGAAAGAGGGUGUGUUUAAGCAGGAAAAUGCAGAAAUAUGCUGUACAGUGGGUUCUUUGGAAAUAGGUUGAGUUGAUCUAGAAGGAAAUCCAUGCAGUUAGGAGAGUAGGGAACGUACAGUAAGUCUGGACCACAACCAAUCCUGAACUGAUUUUCUGCAAAGGCUCUAGAAAAAGCAUAUCAGUUGCAAAACAUCUGGAAAGUACUCAUCUGCAAAACUGCAAAAUCCAAUUGUCAUAUAACACAACAGGUACAAACAUUUGUUCAGUGUUGACUGUAACUAGAAGCCCCUGUCACUUCAUUUUUGUAUAAUAGAAGUGCUUGUUAAGGGUGUGUGUGUGUGUGUGUGUGUGUGAGUGAGUGUGUGUGGAGGGGGGGGGGGUAUUAAAUAAUUGACAUUGACAUUAUUGUUUUUGUAUUGUUGCAUUUCACAUAGCACUGUGACCUGAGCACACAUGUAGUUUCACGCUCACUUGUUUCAGACAUGGGCCAUCACAGAGAAGUCUUGGUCCUUUAGCACGCCGCUGUGUUGGUCAUGUUCACCUGAUGCUUGAGACCUUCUGCUUUAUGUUAUACACAUUUUUAUAUCCUCACAUGCCAUUGUUUGUAAAUACACUUGUCAGAGCUGCCCAAACUAAUAAUAAAAAAAAAGAUUCAAUAAAUCUGUCAUUGUUGUAA
This is a messenger RNA of Clarias gariepinus (North African catfish), 5833 nucleotides long. It is a transcript of the gene efna5a, whose product is annotated as ephrin-A5a. Lineage: Eukaryota; Metazoa; Chordata; Actinopteri; Siluriformes; Clariidae. The coding region runs from base 672 to 1355 and encodes 227 amino acids. Gene Ontology annotation, molecular function: ephrin receptor binding. The record is from RefSeq and is a predicted model, not a curated record. Gene Ontology annotation, cellular component: external side of plasma membrane; plasma membrane. Gene Ontology annotation, biological process: regulation of cell-cell adhesion; ephrin receptor signaling pathway; regulation of actin cytoskeleton organization. The transcript is spliced from 6 exons.